GGGAAGUGGAGACCAGCUGCGGCCGCUAGUGCUGCUGCCUGCUCGCCGGCUACUCCACGGGCCCGGGGGCUGGAGCGCGCCGGGGGACCCGAUCCACGCACAGCAGCGCCUGUCUCGCCGCCCCCCACCCCUGGUUCAAUGGAUUUAACAAGUCAACCAUGUUCCUUAAAAGAUGACUCUAUUAAUCUGAAAGUUACUGACCAUUCUGGCACACAGAUAGAUGAGAUUGACAAUCUUAAAGAAGAACUAGAAAAAUGGAAGGAAAGGCUGGAAAAAGCUGAAAAACAAAAAGCUGAGCUCCUUCUUUUGAAACUAAGUGUUGAUGAAAAGAGAGACCAGGCACGAGAUGAGCUGAGAAAGCUAAUGGAUUUAGAAGAGGAGCAAUAUAAGGAGAGCAUGAUAAAAAAGGAAAACCAGGAGAGAAAUCUUACUGUAGUAAAGCAACAAAAUAUUGAGCUGCAGAGGGAGAUUCAGAAGCUCAAAGAUGACCUUGCAGCAAAGAGUUCAAAGCUUUCACAGGAUUUUCGGAUUAAAAGAGAGAUACCGAAAAAGAAAAUGAAGUUUACUAGGAUGGAAAAUACUGAGAGUGACGACACAUUUUUGAAUACUUGCUGCCUUUUUCACAUAGCUGCAAAAAUUCCAUUCAGAUUGCAGCAAAGACAAGCUCUUCUCACUUUUGAAGCGGAGGAUGUUGCCCAGAAACUGAUAAGAAGAGGUAAGCAUACUGUGAGCCUGGAUAAUGAAAAGAUAGAGUUGAAAGCAAUGCCGGUUACACUAGAAACAGGAGUCAAAUUUGAGCUCCAUGUAACAAUUUCUGGAGAGAAGAUCAAUGUUUCUGAAGUACCACAUCUACCAAUACCCGAUGAGUGGAUCAGAGACAAAAUAGAACUGAAUUUCUACAAAUCCAAACAAGGAGGAGGAGAAGUAAAGGAUGUGAGAUAUGACAGAAGGUCUCGCACAGCCAUUAUUUCAUUCCUCAAACCUGGAGUUGCUGACAACUGUGUGAGAUGUACAAAGCAUCCUUUCUGCAUAAAUGAAAAGCGCUUUAUGCUUUCUGUUUCCCCAAGCAUAGAAAAGCACUUGGAAAAAUUUCAGAUAUUUUCUGGGAUUUCCAAGAGGACCAUGCUGCUGUCAGGAAUCCAAGAGGUUGAGGAGGAUGAGGAGAGCAUGCAGGACAUGAUUGAAAUUCAUUUUCAGAAGCCUAGCAAUGGCGGCGGGGAAAUCGAGAACAUCAAAUAUGUAGCAACAGGAACCAAACUAGCCUAUUUUGAGGAAGACACUGAGAAUGUGGCAUGAAGCGUUACAGCUGGGACUUUCAGUUUGCCCAGUGUGACACAGUAUAAUGGAAAAAUGUUGCAGACUUU
Molecule: messenger RNA, 1364 nt
Organism: Emys orbicularis (European pond turtle)
Lineage: Eukaryota; Metazoa; Chordata; Testudines; Emydidae
Gene: NMI
Product: N-myc and STAT interactor
Exons: 10
Coding region: 139-1296 (385 amino acids)
Cellular component (GO): cytoplasm
Source: RefSeq, a predicted model, not a curated record